Molecule: messenger RNA, 11391 nt
Organism: Mus caroli (Ryukyu mouse)
Lineage: Eukaryota; Metazoa; Chordata; Mammalia; Rodentia; Muridae
Source: RefSeq, a predicted model, not a curated record
AUCAGUUACUAUGUUGACUCACUCAGUGUUGGGCUCACUCACUUGCCCCCUACAGGACUCAGCUCUUGAAGGCAAUAGCCUUUAUAGAAAAAACGAAUAAGAAAACUUGAAGUGCUAUUUUUUUUUCUUUUGUCAAGGCUGCUGAAGUUUAUUGGCCUCUCAUCGUACCUAAGCCUCCCAGAGCAAUAAAACUGGGAGAAACUUUUACCAAGAUUUUUAUCCCUGCCUUGAUAUAUACCUUUUCUUCCAAAUGCUUUGGUGGGAAGAAGUAGAGGACUGUUAUGAAAGAGAAGAUGUUCAAAAGAAAACAUUCACAAAAUGGAUAAAUGCACAAUUUUCUAAGUUUGGAAAGCAACACAUAGACAACCUCUUCAGUGACCUGCAGGAUGGAAAACGCCUCCUAGACCUCUUGGAAGGCCUUACAGGGCAAAAACUGCCAAAAGAAAAGGGAUCUACAAGAGUUCAUGCCCUGAACAAUGUCAACAAGGCACUGCGGGUCUUACAGAAAAAUAAUGUUGAUUUAGUGAAUAUAGGAAGCACUGACAUAGUGGAUGGAAAUCAUAAACUCACUCUUGGUUUGAUUUGGAAUAUAAUACUCCACUGGCAGGUCAAAAAUGUGAUGAAAACUAUCAUGGCUGGAUUGCAGCAAACCAACAGUGAAAAGAUUCUUCUGAGCUGGGUUCGACAGUCAACACGUAAUUAUCCACAGGUUAACGUCAUCAACUUCACCUCUAGCUGGUCCGACGGGUUGGCUUUGAAUGCUCUUAUCCAUAGUCACAGGCCAGACCUGUUUGAUUGGAAUAGUGUGGUUUCGCAGCACUCAGCCACCCAAAGACUGGAACAUGCCUUCAACAUUGCAAAAUGUCAGUUAGGCAUAGAAAAACUUCUUGAUCCUGAAGAUGUUGCUACCACUUAUCCAGACAAGAAAUCCAUCUUAAUGUACAUCACAUCACUCUUUCAAGUUUUGCCACAACAAGUGAGCAUUGAAGCCAUUCAAGAAGUGGAAAUGUUGCCCAGGCCAUCUUCAAAAGUAACUAGAGAAGAACAUUUUCAAUUACAUCACCAGAUGCAUUACUCUCAACAGAUCACAGUCAGUCUAGCACAGGGCUAUGAACAAACUUCUGCAUCUCCUAAGCCUCGAUUCAAGAGUUAUGCCUUCACACAGGCUGCUUAUGUUGCCACCUCUGAUUCCACACAGAGCCCCUAUCCUUCACAGCAUUUGGAAGCUCCCAGAGACAAGUCACUUGGCAGUUCAUUGAUGGAGACCGAAGUAAAUCUGGAUAGUUACCAAACUGCUUUAGAAGAAGUACUCUCAUGGCUUCUUUCUGCAGAGGAUACAUUGCGAGCACAAGGAGAGAUUUCAAAUGAUGUUGAAGAAGUGAAAGAACAGUUUCAUGCUCAUGAGGGGUUCAUGAUGGACCUGACAUCUCAUCAAGGACUUGUUGGUAAUGUUCUACAGUUAGGAAGUCAACUAGUUGGAAAAGGGAAAUUAUCAGAAGAUGAAGAAACUGAAGUGCAAGAACAAAUGAAUCUCCUAAAUUCAAGAUGGGAAUGUCUCAGGGUAGCUAGCAUGGAAAAACAAAGCAAAUUACACAAAGUUCUAAUGGAUCUCCAGAAUCAGAAAUUAAAGGAACUAGAUGACUGGUUAACAAAAACUGAAGAGAGAACUAAGAAAAUGGAGGAAGAGCCCUUUGGGCCUGAUCUUGAAGAUCUUAAAUGCCAAGUACAACAACAUAAGGUGCUUCAAGAAGAUCUAGAACAAGAACAGGUCAGGGUCAACUCUCUCACUCACAUGGUAGUAGUGGUUGAUGAAUCUAGCAGUGAUCAUGCAACAGCUGCUUUGGAAGAACAACUUAAGGUACUGGGAGAUCGAUGGGCAAAUAUCUGCAGAUGGACUGAAGACCGCUGGAUUAUUUUACAAGAUAUUCUUCUAAAAUGGCAGCAUUUUACUGAAGAACAGUGCCUUUUUAGUACAUGGCUUUCAGAAAAAGAAGAUGCAAUGAAGAACAUUCAGACAAGUGGCUUUAAGGAUCAAAAUGAAAUGAUAUCAAGUCUUCAAAAAAUAUCUACUUUAAAAAUAGAUCUAGAAAAGAAAAAGCCAACCAUGGAAAAACUAAGUUCACUCAAUCAAGAUCUACUUUCAGCACUGAGAAAUAAGUCAGUGACUCAAAAGAUGGAAAUCUGGAUGGAAAACUUUGCACAACGUUGGGACAAUUUAACCCAAAAACUUGAAAAGAGUUCAGCACAAAUUUCACAGGCUGUCACCACCACUCAACCAUCCCUAACACAGACAACUGUAAUGGAAACGGUAACUAUGGUGACCACAAGGGAACAAAUCAUGGUAAAACAUGCCCAAGAGGAACUUCCACCACCACCUCCUCAAAAGAAGAGGCAGAUAAUUGUGGAUUCUGAACUCAGGAAAAGGUUGGAUGUCGAUAUAACUGAACUUCACAGUUGGAUUACUCGUUCAGAAGCUGUAUUACAGAGUUCUGAAUUUGCAGUCUAUCGAAAAGAAGGCAACAUCUCAGACUUGAAAGAAAAAGUCAAUGCCAUAGCACGAGAAAAAGCCGAGAAGUUCAGAAAACUGCAAGAUGCCAGCAGAUCAGCUCAGGCCCUGGUGGAACAGAUGGCAAAUGAGGGUGUUAAUUCUGAAAGUAUCAGACAAGCUUCAGAACAACUGAACAGCCGGUGGACAGAAUUCUGCCAAUUGCUGAGUGAGAGAAUUAACUGGCUAGAGUAUCAAAGCAACAUCAUUACCUUUUAUAAUCAGCUACAACAAUUGGAACAGAUGACAACUACUGCUGAAAACUUGUUGAAAACCCAGUCUACCACCCUAUCAGAGCCAACAGCAAUUAAAAGCCAGUUAAAAAUUUGUAAGGAUGAAGUCAACAGGCUGUCAGCUCUUCAGCCUCAAAUUGAACAAUUAAAAAUUCAGACCCUACAACUGAAAGAAAAGGGACAGGGACCAAUGUUUCUGGAUGCAGACUUUGUGGCCUUCACUAAUCAUUUUAAUCACAUCUUUGAUGGUGUGAGGGCCAGAGAGAAAGAGCUACAGACAAUUUUUGACACUUUACCACCAAUGCGCUAUCAGGAGACAAUGAGUAGCAUCCGGACAUGGAUCCAGCAGUCAGAAAACAAACUCUCUGUACCUUAUCUUAGUGUUACUGAAUAUGAAAUAAUGGAGGAGAGACUCGGGAAAUUACAGGCUCUGCAAAGUUCUUUGAAAGAGCAACAAAAUGGCUUCAACUAUCUGAGUGAUACUGUGAAGGAGAUGGCUAAGAAAGCACCUUCAGAAAUAUGCCAGAAAUAUCAGUCAGAAUUUGAAGAGAUUGAGGGGCGCUGGAAGAAGCUUUCCUCCCAGUUGGUGGAAAACUGCCAAAAGCUAGAAGAACAUAUGAAUAAACUUCGAAAAUUUCAGAAUCACAUAAAAACCUUACAGAAAUGGAUGGCUGAAGUUGAUGUUUUCCUGAAAGAGGAAUGGCCUGCCCUGGGGGAUGCUGAAAUCCUGAAAAAACAGCUCAAACAAUGCAGACUUUUAGUUGGUGAUAUUCAAACAAUUCAGCCCAGUUUAAACAGUGUUAAUGAAGGUGGGCAGAAGAUAAAGAGUGAAGCUGAACUUGAGUUUGCAUCCAGACUGGAGACAGAACUUAAAGAGCUAAACACUCAGUGGGAUCACAUGUGCCGCCAGGUCUACACCAGAAAGGAAGCCUUAAAGGCAGGUUUGGAUAAAACAGUAAGCCUCCAAAAAGAUCUAUCAGAGAUGCAUGAGUGGAUGACACAAGCUGAAGAAGAAUAUCUAGAGAGAGAUUUUGAAUAUAAAACUCCAGAUGAAUUACAGACUGCUGUUGAAGAAAUGAAGAGAGCUAAAGAAGAGGCACUACAAAAAGAAACUAAAGUGAAACUCCUUACUGAGACUGUAAAUAGUGUAAUAGCUCACGCUCCACCCUCAGCACAAGAGGCCUUAAAAAAGGAACUUGAAACUCUGACCACCAACUACCAAUGGCUGUGCACCAGGUUGAAUGGAAAAUGCAAAACUUUGGAAGAAGUUUGGGCAUGUUGGCAUGAGUUAUUGUCAUAUUUAGAGAAAGCAAACAAGUGGCUCAAUGAAGUAGAAUUGAAACUUAAAACCAUGGAAAAUGUUCCUGCAGGACCUGAGGAAAUCACUGAAGUGCUAGAAUCUCUUGAAAAUCUGAUGCAUCAUUCAGAGGAGAACCCAAAUCAGAUUCGUCUAUUGGCACAGACUCUUACAGAUGGAGGAGUCAUGGAUGAACUGAUCAAUGAGGAGCUUGAGACGUUUAAUUCUCGUUGGAGGGAACUACAUGAAGAGGCUGUGAGGAAACAAAAGUUGCUUGAACAGAGUAUCCAGUCUGCCCAGGAAAUUGAAAAAUCCUUGCACUUAAUUCAGGAGUCGCUUGAAUUCAUUGACAAGCAGUUGGCAGCUUAUAUCACUGACAAGGUGGAUGCAGCUCAAAUGCCUCAGGAAGCCCAGAAAAUCCAAUCAGAUUUGACAAGUCAUGAGAUCAGUUUAGAAGAAAUGAAGAAACAUAACCAGGGGAAGGAUGCCAACCAAAGGGUUCUUUCACAAAUUGAUGUUGCACAGAAAAAAUUACAAGAUGUCUCCAUGAAAUUUCGAUUAUUCCAAAAACCAGCCAAUUUUGAACAACGUCUAGAGGAAAGUAAGAUGAUUUUAGAUGAAGUGAAGAUGCACUUGCCUGCACUGGAAAUCAAGAGUGUUGAACAGGAAGUAGUUCAGUCACAACUAAGUCAUUGUGUGAAUUUGUAUAAAAGCCUGAGUGAAGUCAAGUCUGAAGUGGAAAUGGUGAUUAAAACCGGACGUCAAAUCGUACAGAAAAAGCAGACAGAAAACCCCAAAGAGCUUGAUGAACGAGUAACAGCUUUGAAAUUGCAUUACAAUGAGUUGGGUGCAAAGGUAACAGAGAGAAAGCAACAGUUGGAGAAAUGCUUGAAGUUGUCCCGUAAGAUGAGAAAGGAAAUGAAUGUCUUAACAGAAUGGCUGGCAGCAACAGAUACAGAGUUGACGAAGAGAUCAGCAGUUGAAGGAAUGCCAAGUAAUUUGGAUUCUGAAGUUGCCUGGGGAAAGGCUACUCAAAAAGAGAUUGAGAAACAGAAGGCUCACUUGAAGAGUGUCACAGAAUUAGGAGAGUCUUUGAAAAUGGUGUUGGGCAAGAAAGAAACCUUGGUAGAAGAUAAACUGAGUCUUCUGAACAGUAACUGGAUAGCUGUCACCUCCAGAGUAGAAGAAUGGCUAAAUCUUUUGCUGGAAUACCAGAAACACAUGGAAACCUUUGAUCAGAACAUAGAACAAAUCACAAAGUGGAUCAUUCAUGCAGAUGAACUUUUAGAUGAGACUGAAAAGAAGAAACCACAACAAAAGGAAGAUAUUCUUAAGCGUUUAAAGGCUGAAAUGAAUGACAUGCGCCCAAAAGUGGACUCCACACGUGACCAAGCAGCAAAACUGAUGGCAAACCGCGGUGACCACUGCAGGAAAGUAGUAGAGCCCCAAAUAUCUGAGUUCAACCGUCGAUUUGCAGCUAUUUCUCACAGAAUUAAGACUGGAAAGGCCUCCAUUCCUUUGAAGGAAUUGGAGCAGUUUAACUCAGAUAUACAAAAAUUGCUUGAACCACUGGAGGCUGAAAUUCAGCAGGGGGUGAAUCUGAAAGAGGAAGACUUCAAUAAAGAUAUGAGUGAAGACAAUGAGGGUACUGUAAAUGAAUUGUUGCAAAGAGGAGACAACUUACAACAAAGAAUCACAGAUGAGAGAAAGCGAGAGGAAAUAAAGAUAAAACAGCAGCUGUUACAGACAAAACAUAAUGCUCUCAAGGAUUUGAGGUCUCAAAGAAGAAAAAAGGCCCUAGAAAUUUCUCACCAGUGGUAUCAGUACAAGAGGCAGGCUGAUGAUCUCCUGAAAUGCUUGGAUGAAAUUGAAAAAAAAUUAGCCAGCCUACCUGAACCCAGAGAUGAAAGAAAAUUAAAGGAAAUUGAUCGUGAAUUGCAGAAGAAGAAAGAGGAGCUGAAUGCAGUGCGCAGGCAAGCUGAGGGCUUGUCUGAGAAUGGGGCCGCAAUGGCAGUGGAGCCAACUCAGAUCCAGCUCAGCAAGCGCUGGCGGCAAAUUGAGAGCAAUUUUGCUCAGUUUCGAAGACUCAACUUUGCACAAAUUCAUACUCUCCAUGAAGAAACUAUGGUAGUGACGACUGAAGAUAUGCCUUUGGAUGUUUCUUAUGUGCCUUCUACUUAUUUGACCGAGAUCAGUCAUAUCUUACAAGCUCUUUCAGAAGUUGAUCAUCUUCUAAAUGCUCCUGAACUCUGCGCUAAAGAUUUUGAAGAUCUUUUUAAGCAAGAGGAGUCUCUUAAGAAUAUAAAAGACAAUUUGCAACAAAUCUCAGGUCGGAUUGAUAUUAUUCACAAGAAGAAGACAGCAGCCUUGCAAAGUGCCACCCCCAUGGAAAAGGUGAAAGUACAGGAAGCAGUGUCACAGAUGGAUUUCCAGUGGGACAAACUUAAUAGAAUGUACAAGGAACGACAAGGGCGCUUCGACAGAUCAGUUGAAAAAUGGCGACACUUUCAUUAUGAUAUGAAGGUAUUUAAUCAAUGGCUGAAUGAAGUUGAACAGUUUUUCAAAAAGACACAAAAUCCUGAAAAUUGGGAACAUGCUAAAUACAAAUGGUAUCUUAAGGAACUCCAGGAUGGCAUUGGGCAGCGUCAAGCUGUUGUCAGAACACUGAAUGCAACUGGGGAAGAAAUAAUUCAACAGUCUUCAAAAACAGAUGUCAAUAUUCUACAAGAAAAAUUAGGAAGCUUGAGUCUGCGGUGGCACGACAUCUGCAAAGAGCUGGCAGAAAGGAGAAAGAGGAUUGAAGAACAAAAGAAUGUCUUGUCAGAAUUUCAAAGAGAUUUAAAUGAAUUUGUUUUGUGGCUGGAAGAAGCAGAUAACAUUGCUAUUACUCCACUUGGAGAUGAGCAGCAGCUAAAAGAACAACUUGAACAAGUCAAGUUACUCGCAGAAGAGUUGCCCCUGCGCCAGGGAAUUCUAAAACAAUUAAAUGAAACAGGAGGAGCAGUACUUGUAAGUGCUCCCAUAAGACCAGAAGAGCAAGAUAAACUUGAAAAGAAGCUCAAACAGACAAAUCUCCAGUGGAUAAAGGUCUCCAGAGCUUUACCUGAGAAACAAGGAGAGCUUGAGGUUCACUUAAAAGAUUUUAGGCAGCUUGAAGAGCAGCUAGAUUACCUGCUCCUGUGGCUCUCUCCUAUUAGAAACCAGUUGGAAAUUUAUAACCAACCAAGUCAACCAGGACCAUUUGACAUAAAGGAAACUGAAGUAACAGUUCAUGCUAAACAACCGGAUGUGGAAAGGCUUUUGUCUAAAGGGCAGCAUUUGUAUAAGGAAAAACCAAGCACUCAGCCAGUGAAGAGGAAGUUAGAAGAUCUGAGGUCUGAGUGGGAGGCUGUAAACCAUUUACUUCGGGAGCUGAGGACAAAGCAGCCUGACCGUGCCCCUGGACUGAGCACUACUGGAGCCUCUGCCAGUCAGACUGUUACUCUAGUGACACAAUCUGUGGUUACUAAGGAAACUGUCAUCUCCAAACUAGAAAUGCCAUCUUCUUUGCUAUUGGAGGUACCUGCACUGGCAGACUUCAACCGAGCUUGGACAGAACUUACAGACUGGCUGUCUCUGCUUGAUCGAGUUAUAAAAUCACAGAGAGUGAUGGUGGGUGAUCUGGAAGACAUCAAUGAAAUGAUCAUCAAACAGAAGGCAACACUGCAAGAUUUGGAACAGAGACGCCCCCAAUUGGAAGAACUCAUUACUGCUGCCCAGAAUUUGAAAAACAAAACCAGCAAUCAGGAAGCUAGAACAAUCAUUACUGAUCGAAUUGAAAGAAUUCAGGUUCAGUGGGAUGAGGUACAAGAACAGCUGCAGAAUAGGAGACAACAGUUGAAUGAAAUGUUAAAGGAUUCAACACAAUGGCUGGAAGCUAAGGAAGAAGCUGAACAGGUCAUAGGACAGGUCAGAGGCAAGCUGGACUCAUGGAAAGAAGGUCCUCACACAGUGGAUGCAAUCCAAAAGAAGAUCACAGAAACCAAGCAGUUGGCCAAAGACCUCCGUCAACGGCAGAUAAGUGUAGACGUGGCAAAUGAUUUGGCACUGAAACUUCUUCGGGACUAUUCUGCUGAUGAUACCAGAAAAGUACACAUGAUAACAGAGAAUAUCAAUACUUCUUGGGGAAACAUUCAUAAAAGAGUAAGUGAGCAAGAGGCUGCUUUGGAAGAAACUCAUAGAUUACUGCAGCAGUUCCCUCUGGACCUGGAGAAGUUUCUUUCCUGGAUUACGGAAGCAGAAACAACUGCCAAUGUCCUACAGGAUGCUUCCCGUAAGGAGAAGCUCCUAGAAGACUCCAGGGGAGUCAGAGAUCUGAUGAAACCAUGGCAAGAUCUCCAAGGAGAAAUUGAAACUCACACAGAUAUCUAUCACAAUCUUGAUGAAAAUGGCCAAAAAAUCCUGAGAUCCCUGGAAGGUUCAGAUGAAGCACCCCUGUUACAAAGACGUUUGGACAACAUGAAUUUCAAGUGGAGUGAACUUCAGAAAAAGUCUCUCAACAUUAGGUCCCAUUUGGAAGCCAGUUCUGACCAGUGGAAGCGUUUGCAUCUUUCUCUUCAGGAACUUCUUGUUUGGCUACAGCUGAAAGAUGAUGAACUGAGCCGUCAGGCACCCAUCGGUGGUGAUUUCCCAGCAGUUCAGAAGCAGAAUGAUAUACAUAGGGCCUUCAAGAGGGAAUUGAAAACUAAAGAACCUGUAAUCAUGAGUACUCUGGAGACUGUGAGAAUAUUUCUGACAGAGCAGCCUUUGGAAGGACUAGAGAAACUCUACCAGGAGCCCAGAGAACUGCCUCCUGAAGAAAGAGCUCAGAAUGUCACUCGGCUCCUACGAAAGCAGGCUGAAGAGGUCAAUGCUGAAUGGGACAAAUUGAACCUGCACUCAGCUGAUUGGCAGAGAAAAAUAGAUGAAGCUCUUGAAAGACUCCAGGAACUUCAGGAAGCUGCCGAUGAACUGGACCUCAAGUUGCGCCAAGCUGAGGUGAUCAAGGGAUCCUGGCAGCCAGUGGGGGAUCUCCUCAUUGACUCUCUGCAAGAUCACCUUGAAAAAGUCAAGGCACUUCGGGGAGAAAUUGCACCUCUUAAAGAGAAUGUCAAUCGUGUCAAUGACCUUGCACAUCAGCUGACCACACUGGGCAUUCAGCUCUCACCUUAUAACCUCAGCACUUUGGAAGAUCUGAAUACCAGAUGGAGGCUUCUGCAGGUGGCUGUGGAGGACCGUGUCAGACAGCUGCAUGAAGCCCACAGGGACUUUGGUCCUGCAUCCCAGCACUUCCUUUCCACUUCAGUUCAAGGUCCCUGGGAGAGAGCCAUCUCACCAAACAAAGUGCCCUACUAUAUCAACCACGAGACCCAAACCACUUGUUGGGACCAUCCCAAAAUGACAGAGCUCUACCAGUCUUUAGCUGACCUGAAUAAUGUCAGGUUCUCCGCGUAUAGGACUGCCAUGAAGCUCAGAAGGCUCCAGAAGGCCCUUUGCUUGGAUCUCUUGAGCCUGUCAGCUGCAUGUGAUGCCCUGGACCAGCACAACCUCAAGCAAAAUGACCAGCCCAUGGAUAUCCUGCAGAUAAUUAACUGUUUGACUACAAUUUAUGAUCGUCUGGAGCAAGAGCACAACAAUCUGGUCAAUGUCCCUCUCUGUGUGGAUAUGUGUCUCAACUGGCUUCUCAAUGUUUAUGAUACGGGACGAACAGGGAGGAUCCGUGUCCUGUCUUUUAAAACUGGCAUCAUUUCUCUGUGUAAAGCACACUUGGAAGACAAGUACAGAUACCUUUUCAAGCAAGUGGCAAGUUCAACUGGCUUUUGUGACCAGCGUAGGCUGGGUCUUCUUCUGCAUGAUUCUAUUCAAAUCCCAAGACAGUUGGGUGAAGUUGCUUCCUUUGGGGGCAGUAACAUUGAGCCGAGUGUCAGGAGCUGCUUCCAAUUUGCCAAUAAUAAACCUGAGAUUGAAGCCGCUCUCUUCCUUGACUGGAUGCGCCUGGAACCCCAGUCUAUGGUGUGGCUGCCCGUCUUGCACAGAGUGGCUGCUGCUGAAACUGCCAAGCAUCAAGCCAAGUGUAACAUCUGUAAGGAGUGUCCAAUCAUUGGAUUCAGGUACAGAAGCCUAAAGCAUUUUAAUUAUGACAUCUGCCAAAGUUGCUUUUUUUCUGGCCGAGUUGCCAAGGGCCAUAAAAUGCACUACCCCAUGGUAGAGUAUUGCACUCCGACUACAUCCGGAGAAGAUGUUCGCGACUUCGCCAAGGUACUAAAAAACAAAUUUCGAACCAAAAGGUAUUUUGCGAAGCAUCCCCGAAUGGGCUACCUGCCAGUGCAGACUGUGUUAGAGGGGGACAACAUGGAAACUCCCGUUACUCUGAUCAACUUCUGGCCAGUAGAUUCUGCGCCUGCCUCGUCCCCCCAGCUUUCACACGAUGAUACUCAUUCACGCAUUGAACAUUAUGCUAGCAGGCUAGCAGAAAUGGAAAACAGCAAUGGAUCUUAUCUAAAUGAUAGCAUCUCUCCUAAUGAGAGCAUAGAUGAUGAACAUUUGUUAAUCCAGCAUUACUGCCAAAGUUUGAACCAGGACUCCCCCCUGAGCCAGCCUCGUAGUCCUGCCCAGAUCUUGAUUUCCUUAGAGAGUGAGGAAAGAGGGGAGCUAGAGAGAAUCCUAGCAGAUCUUGAGGAAGAAAACAGGAAUCUGCAAGCAGAAUAUGAUCGUCUGAAACAGCAGCAUGAGCAUAAAGGCCUGUCUCCACUGCCAUCUCCUCCUGAGAUGAUGCCCACCUCUCCUCAGAGUCCCAGGGAUGCUGAGCUCAUUGCUGAGGCCAAGCUACUGCGUCAACACAAAGGACGCCUGGAAGCCAGGAUGCAAAUCCUGGAAGACCACAAUAAACAGCUGGAGUCUCAGUUACAUAGACUGAGACAGCUCCUGGAGCAGCCCCAGGCUGAAGCUAAGGUGAAUGGCACCACGGUGUCCUCUCCUUCCACCUCUCUGCAGAGGUCAGAUAGCAGUCAGCCUAUGCUGCUCCGAGUGGUUGGCAGUCAAACUUCAGAAUCUAUGGGUGAGGAAGAUCUUCUGAGUCCUCCCCAGGACACAAGCACAGGGUUAGAAGAAGUGAUGGAGCAACUCAACAACUCCUUCCCUAGUUCAAGAGGAAGAAAUGCCCCCGGAAAGCCAAUGAGAGAGGACACAAUGUAGGAAGCCUUUUCCACAUGGCAGAUGAUUUGGGCAGAGCAAUGGAGUCCUUAGUUUCAGUCAUGACAGAUGAAGAAGGAGCAGAAUAAAUGUUUUACAACUCCUGA